This is a messenger RNA of Diuraphis noxia (Russian wheat aphid), 768 nucleotides long. Its product is annotated as L-dopachrome tautomerase yellow-f2-like. Lineage: Eukaryota; Metazoa; Arthropoda; Insecta; Hemiptera; Aphididae. Gene Ontology annotation, cellular component: extracellular region. The record is from RefSeq and is a predicted model, not a curated record.
AUGACCCAACUCAAUGGCGUAUCGUUGAGGGAUUUCCGUCUCACUGGGAAACUGUUAAAAAAGAUCGACUUGACAUGCCUGACGACGCCAAUGAGCCGACUACAGUAUCUGGCCGUGGACUACGACGAGACGGACGGCAAGUGUUACGUGUACGUGUCGGACGCGGCCAAUCGGGCGGUGGUCGCAUACGACUUGGUCGAGUCGAAGGGAUGGCGGGUGUUGUUGCCCAAGGAGAUCGCGGCGGGGUGCACGAAGCGUGACGUGCUGUACGCGACACUCGUCCGGGCAGAGUGUGGCGGCGGCGCGGCGGCACUGAUCGUCACGUACUUGUCCGGCGCCAGGGCGUUUACGGUUCGAGCCGAGUAUCUGCGCAGAGGUUCUGCAGGAAAAGUGACCGACUUAGGCGUCAAACCGGACAAAAUGGUGAUUUUGGGCACGGACGGUGGCACGAAAGUGUUCUUCCGGUUCGACGGUUCACCCGACGUGCAGAGCUGGGACUCAACUCGACCGUUCUCCGUAGAAAAUUUCUCAUCUGUCUAUCGGUCUGGUCCCUGCUUCCUGUCCACCCAAGUGAUGGCUGACCGAGACCGGAAUCGGCUCUUGGUGCUCGAGACGAACUUCCCGGAUUUUGCACAGAACAACGUCGGCUGUGGAAUCGUGCACAACGUUCGCGUGCUCGAAGGGUGUUUUUAAUAGUCGCUCUCGUGGUUSUUUUAACCACGUGAUCAAGUCUGCGUCAAGGACGAACGAAGUCGCUGACGACUUGUG